GAUGAUAUAAAUACAAUUUCAGAGGUUACAUGUUUGUAUUUUUCAUACUUAAUGUGUCAGAACUUCAGUAGCUAAAAAUGAAUAAAUAAUGAAAUCAAAAACUAUUAAUUUAUGUUCCAGAAUUGUUAUAAUUGACUUUAACUUAUCAUAACAAUCUACAUAUUUGGUUUGACAAUCAAUUAAUUUGCAAUUUUGAUAAAAAGAGAGAAAAUGUGAGGUUUCCUGAAGGAAAUAAACGUUCUUCCUGUCUAAACUAAUUUCUCUGGAUCCUGCUGAGUUAAAGGUUUGGAGUUUUAUGUGGGGGACAGAUGGUGGGUGGAUCUGAUUGGCUGUUGAUGAGGAAGUGGGCGGGGCCUGGUGUGUGUAUUCUGUCAGAGUGAAUCAGGGCUCAGAGGGAUGCAGCAGCAGCAGCGAUGGCUCCCAGCCUCACUCAGGAGUAUCUCCAGAUCCCCGUGGUGACCCGAACCUACAUGACCGCCUGCGUCCUCACCACCGUGGCUGUGCAACUUCAAGUCGUCUCCCCGUUUCAGCUGUACUUCAACCCAGAGCUCAUCAUCAGUAGAUACCAGCUAUGGCGCCUGAUCACCAGCUUCCUCUUCUUCGGCUCACCUGGAUUCGGUUUUCUGUUUAACAUCAUCUUCCUGUAUCGGUACUGCCGCAUGCUGGAGGAGGACAGCUUCAGAGGAAGAACAGCCGAUUUCGUCUUUAUGUUCCUGUUUGGAGGAAUCCUCAUAACUCUGCUGGGUCUGUUUGCCAACAUCGUCUUCCUCGGCCAGGCCUUCAUCAUCAUGCUGGUGUACGUCUGGAGUAAAAGAAACCGGCUGAUCCUCAUGAACUUCUUCGGUCUCCUGCACUUCCAGGCUGCCUUCCUACCCUGGGUGCUGGCGGGAUGUUCGCUGCUGCUGGGAAACCCCGUCACCGUCGACCUGCUGGGCAUCAGCGUCGGACACGUUUAUUACUUCUUAGAGGACGUGUUUCCACACCGGCCGGGAGGAAGAAAGCUGCUGACGACACCGGAGCUGCUACGGAUCGUGUUUGAUGGACCUGGAGGACGCGACCAGCACCUCCUCCUCCAGGAGGAGCAGCAGGAAGGAGAUCUACAGCCGACUGAGGAGCAGCACAGCUGAGAACUCCAGACCUGCUGAAAUCAGGAGCAAUCAGCGACCAGAAGAUCACGACGGAGACCGAAAAGAGGACCAAACUAACUGUUUGGAGAGAAGUUCUCUCUUUACUCACAGCAUAAACUACAGGUUACCAAAUAUUCUCACGUUAAAGGUCCCAACUUAUUUUCUAAAGUAUAAAUUCCCUUAUAAUAGUAUCCACAUUGCUUCUCAUUUGAUCACAUUUCAUCAACAAUCCUUAUUUUAUUUAAACACAAAGUCAUGCGAAACUUAAAAUGAAAGGAAAGAAACAGCAUCAUGGAGACCCAGGAA
Fundulus heteroclitus (mummichog) is the source of this 1433-nucleotide messenger RNA. It is a transcript of the gene derl3, whose product is annotated as derlin 3. The record is from RefSeq and is a predicted model, not a curated record. Gene Ontology annotation, biological process: endoplasmic reticulum unfolded protein response. Gene Ontology annotation, cellular component: endoplasmic reticulum membrane; Hrd1p ubiquitin ligase ERAD-L complex. Gene Ontology annotation, molecular function: ubiquitin-specific protease binding; misfolded protein binding. Lineage: Eukaryota; Metazoa; Chordata; Actinopteri; Cyprinodontiformes; Fundulidae. Bases 414 to 1127 code for a protein of 237 amino acids. The transcript is spliced from 7 exons.